UAUAUGGAAUGCAGAAAAACUUGGAAUCAUACGUUUGACAAUGGAAGAACAGCAGAAGACAAAGACGAAGGCGAAGAGAAAAAGAAGAAUCGCGAUGAAGAAGAAGAAGAAUGAUACGAGGAAUGAUGAAAUUGUUUUUCCUUUGCUGUUAGCAUCUUCUUGUUGUUCGAAACCUCACGUCGAAAAAGCCCUAAUUAAGAAAUGUUUGAACAAGAUACUACUUUCUCUCCCCCAAUUGCAUUUGCCGCCAUUCCUCGCAUUGCUUCCUUCUCUUUUGAAAUCCGACUGUGCUGAAAUCGUGUGUAAAAGUUUGGACAUCGUAGGCGCUGCGUCGCUAGCAAUGCUCGAGAUGAGUGAGCAGAUUGCCGCGGAGGAUGAGAUAGUAAAGAGAUUGAUCGCACUGGUGAGAAAUUCAGAAAGGGAAAUUGCGAUUGCUGCUUGCAAUGCUGUAUUGGAUUUAUCUGCGGCGUCAGCAGGAAGACAGCGGCUGCUUGAUUUCCGUGCAAUUGAGAAUUUUAUUCUAUGCUUGACACAGGGAACCAAAUCUCGAGGAGAUACAGUUGGUACUUCUGCGAAUAUGACACUGUUGAAAGAAGAUGAACUUUCAAUAUUACUUCUUCAGGGAGCAACUGACCUUAUUCACUCUUCGUCAAUUGAGCAGCUGCAGCUAAUACCAACAGACAUUUGUGAAACAUUUUUAGUGCAUUUAAGAGGAUUGUUGGGAGCUGUGCAUGAACAGAGGUUGCAUAGUACUUCUUCAACAUGUGAUAAGAGAAAUGAUUUUUUUGCAGGUAACAUCAGAGUAUGUAAUUUGGUUGAAAGUGUUUUCAUGCUAUCAAUCAAUCGUGGUCUGCUCCCAGAGUCCAUAUACAUUGAAUAUGUAAAGAGAGGUAUUUUUGGUUCGGGGGAAGCUAGUAUUGAGUCAUUUUUAUCCGAGGUCUGGGAGGUGUCUCCGAAGCUUUUAAGGAAUGCAUCAAAUGAUUCAUUGAGCGAGGAUAGUAUUUUCAAUCCUUUUCUGCUGUAUCAUCGUCUGAAAGAUGCAAUACCUUCUAGUCUCCCUUCCAUGCUAAAAUGCUUUACUUCCUGCCCUGCCAUUGUAGCAGAUGAGCUCGAUAUACUUCAUAUCAUCGAGGAGAUAAAGAGUCAUCUUGGUUACCCAAUUAUUUACAACCAGGAUAUCCGCGUUGUAAAAACACAGUCUGGAGAACAAGAGCUGCACUAUUUUCAAAAGCAGCCAGAGUCUCGCUGCUCCAUUUCUCCUCAUAUUUUCAGUAUUAAUGAUAUUUUGGAAUGUGAAGAAGCAUUUAAGAAGGGCUACUCAAUUGCUCUACGUGGUAUGGAAUUUCGCUGUCAAACCAUUUCUGUAAUUGCAGAUGAGUUAGCAUCUCUCUUUGGGCAGCCUUCAGCUGGUGUUAAUAUGUACUUAACUCCAUCUGAUUCACAAGGCUUGGCUCGACACAGUGAUGAUCACUGUGUCUUUGUAUGCCAACUCAUCGGUACAAAAAGAUGGAAAGUAUAUCCUCGGCCAGAUUCCAAGUUACCUCGCUUAUAUGGACCUUGCUAUAGCCUGCAUGGUUUGGAGGAUGAAGGUCAUGCGGGUCAUGAACACCAGCAGUUUGUGCUGAAAGAAGGCGACAUUUUAUAUAUUCCAAGAGGUUUUCCACAUGAGGCAAUAACCGAUGUGGACGAUGACAAUGUGGCCACUGUCAAAUUCUCCUUGCAUAUGACACUAGCCAUUGAAAUAGAGCCUCCAUUUGAGUGGGAAGGUUUUAUGCAUGCUGCCCUCUUUAGCUGGGAUAGUAAACAGAGACUACAGUACAAGUCCGAGGAUUCAGUUCAACGGAAUCUACACUUGUUAUCUAUGAUGCUGUUGCAUAUUGCAAUAAAAUUAAUCGGAAAUCUUGAUCCAGCAUUUCAGAAGGCUUGCUUGGUCGACGCAAUGCCAUUUUCUUGCUAUACUAAUAGAGAGUGGCUUCAAAAAAAUCAGAGAAAAACCUUUGGCUACUUGAUCAACAGGAUCAUGAGUGAAUCAAAAUUUUCAGAUGCAGUUUCACAUCUAGAAGCAACUCUACUGAAGAAUGAAGACCCCCUCGAACAUUUAAGGUGGAUGAAGUACCUCACUCUUGAAGCGGAGGAAAUAGAGAGUGUGUCUAAUUUGUGUAUACCAUCGGCAGACAGCAGGUACCUGUUUGAUCUACUGAUUCAUCACAAGGAUAUAGCAGAGGCUGCUUUCAUCCAGGUCAGGUCUAGAUUUUGUCAUGAAGUAGAGUUUCGGGAUGUAGAACUACAUUACAGAAUGCUGCUUGAGAAGUACAGGAAGGUGAGAAAGCAAUACGCUACUGGUAUGCUCUCACUCCAUUCUGCUCUACGCAAUGAACCUUAAUUUCUUUUGUCAUCAUAAUAUAUGACUCAAUUUUCACUCACUCUUA
This is a messenger RNA of Salvia splendens (bonfire salvia), 2429 nucleotides long. RefSeq lists its product as uncharacterized. The coding region runs from base 41 to 2383 and encodes 780 amino acids. NCBI's taxonomy places the organism in Eukaryota, Viridiplantae, Streptophyta, Magnoliopsida, Lamiales, Lamiaceae. The record is from RefSeq and is a predicted model, not a curated record. Gene Ontology annotation, molecular function: histone H3K4 demethylase activity; histone H3K36 demethylase activity. Gene Ontology annotation, cellular component: nucleolus. The transcript is spliced from 4 exons.